Molecule: messenger RNA, 2174 nt
Organism: Musca domestica (house fly)
Lineage: Eukaryota; Metazoa; Arthropoda; Insecta; Diptera; Muscidae
Product: zinc finger protein 184
Exons: 3
Coding region: 449-2119 (556 amino acids)
Biological process (GO): regulation of cytokine production; regulation of immune system process; negative regulation of transcription by RNA polymerase II
Cellular component (GO): nucleus
Molecular function (GO): zinc ion binding
Source: RefSeq, a predicted model, not a curated record
UGUGUAUGUACGUAGGGGGAUGCAUGCCUUCAUGUGUGUUGGGUGUAAAACCAUUUUUUUUCUCAUCGACUUUGUGCUAAUGUAACCAUAUGAAGGCUUAUGUUCACAUCAGUUAAGUUUGAGUUGAGUUUGUCGUCUGAUUUAUGCGCAUACUUUUGCAGUAGAAACGUGCCAAAACAUUAACGGAAGUAAUGCGAUUUUCAUGAACUAAACCCACACACACACAAACACGUUUAUGCUCCUUGCACAUCAAUGCAGGGAAAAAACUUCACAUAGAAUCAACACAUGCUGCCGCCAAUACCUAUCUAGCUAGCUAGUCAUUCAGUCAGUCAGCCAAUGUUUUUGCAAGAAGACAGACUGACGAUAGAUAACUGCUUACACUGAUAGAAUGUGUAAUGUGUUAUUUUGAACAGAAGUUAGCCCACACAGUAAAUGUCCUAGUUCCACCAUGGAUUACACUAAAGUCUGCCGUCUAUGUGUAAAUAAUUUUGAGGAUGGUAAACCCCUGUACGAUGAAAACGGCCGAGCCAAUGUCCUACAUGAAAUUACCUGUAAAUAUUUCCAUCCCCAGAUUGUCAAUAUAUUUGAGGCCAAAUACCUAACUUCGAUAUGUUCCGUAUGCUGGCGAUAUCUUUCAGAAUUUCACAGUUUCGAGACAACCAUACAACUGGCACAAUUGAAACUGCUCGAAAUAAAGGCACCAAAAAAAGAAACUGAUACAAGAAAUGAUGCUCAACUCGCGAACAAUUUUCCAACACUUACGAAUUUGCUUGAAAAACCCGGCGUUGUUCAAAAGGACCAAGAGGAUGUAUCCAAAACACCCAUAAAUGAAGCUACUGAUAAUAACGAUGACAAUAAUGCAUCCGAACAGGGCCCAUCUUCUGUGGCAAAUAUGUCAUUAGAAGACGAUCGCUCCAUGGAGGCGACACCAUCGCCGUCUGACAGCGAAACACCAAUUGAAAUCAUUGAUCUUGAUUCCGACAAUGAAGUGCAGCCCAACAAACACAAAAAACUAAACACAUGUAAAACAGUUGCCCAAAUGAAAGUCUCACCAGCCAUUUCGGAUCAACUAAAUGGCACAAGAAUCGGUAGACUGAAUGAGUUUCUUAAGCAAUGGCUGCCACAAAUCAAAUGCGGCACAUGCGAAACCGUAUGCCAAACCAUUUCAGAAUUAGAAAAUCACUUUAUCGAGCGCCAUCCAAAGGCGCCAAUCUAUAUUAUAUGUUGUUCUCGUUUAAUCCAAUUGCGUUGUGCCAACGAGCAUGCUCUGCUGCACAAGAAUCCCAAUUCAUUCAAGUGCAAUUUGUGUGGCAAGCUUUAUGGCGGCAGAUCUAGUCUAAAGCUGCAUGUCUCCAAAGUCCAUCCGGAGCAUAUACAAUUCCAUUGUAAAAUAUGCGGUGACAAACAGUCAUCGUACCAGCUUCAAGUGAAACAUUACUCCGAAAAGCACUCUACCGGACGGCCCAUUAAGCCGAUUAAAAACUCCGAAGGACGUCCAAAGUAUCCAUGUCAUUUGUGCAGCAACAAGGCGGCAUCCGUCUUGUCGUACUACCAUCACUAUUGGUUCGAACAUCAGCACCUAAAAAGCGUAUACCAUUGUGAUGCGUGCGAUAAAACAUAUCCAUUCUCUGAACAUAUCUGCCCAGGCGCAUCAUCAGAAAAGCAAAACGAUUCUUCUUCUGUCUUAAACUCAUCGUCCGGUGGGAAAAAAUUCGAUUGUUCGGACUGUGACAGUUCCUUUGACACGGAACGUGAAGUAAUCGAGCACUUGGCUGCGCAACAUCGCAAAAUCGAUUUGUACACCUGCCCCUGUUGUCUGGUCACAUUUGAUGCUGUCACCAAAAUACCCCAACACCGUAAACAACAUCAUCCCAAUGAAGCGAAGGCGGACUAUUAUCUCCACAUGGAUUAUAAAUUCGAUAAGCUAUUGAAGGAAUAUUUGGCGAAAACCAAAAAUACCUAUCAACAUUAUGUUGGUGAUUUAAUACGAAUACGAGAUCGUCGCAGAUAUCGAGAUUCGUCGAAGAGAAAAGUGGGCGGUGAGAAGGAAGCUCAAACGUCGCAGCGAAGGAAAACGAAUGAUGACGAUGAUGAUUUAAUGGUUGUGGGGAGCCCAUAAGUUAAUUGUGUUGAUUUUUUUUUUUUGGAAAAAUAAACUGGAUAUUUGGAUGAUA